Messenger RNA from Fraxinus pennsylvanica, 2271 nucleotides. Lineage: Eukaryota; Viridiplantae; Streptophyta; Magnoliopsida; Lamiales; Oleaceae. The record is from the annotation of a GenBank genome assembly.
AUGGACGACAGUGGUAAUGUUCAUGGGAAUGUUGAAGUUUCAUCAGAUGCUAUGGCCACCGAGAAAGGAAGUAGGAACAAGAGGAAAUUCUUAUCUGAUUUGGCAAUAGACAUUCCAAUUGAUGUAUCGACCCUUUCUCUGACAGAAUUCCCAAGAUAUGAGAUGUUGGAGGAAAAAUUUCGGAAUGCUUUGAGUGAGUUGGGGUCGCUCGUGUCAAGGUCAGAAAAGAUUGUUGAGGAAGCGGAAGUGGAAGAAUACCAAUCCUCCGAUUGGGACGAUCCCAAUACAUGUCAGCUGGAGAAACUUUUAACUAAUAAUUUACUUGCGACUUUCCGCAGUGCAGUGAAGAAGAUUGUUGAAUGUGGAUACAAUGAGGAAACUGCUGAGUGGGUCGUUUUAAAUUGCGGCAUAUAUCAUGGUCGUAAAGAUGCAGUGUCAAAUGUUGUGGAUGGUGCUUUGGCUUUAUUGAAGAGGGAAAAGGAGUUCAAUAUUCCUAGGCUUCCUGUAUUUCAGGAUUUACCAAGUUUGGCAGAGUACACGUUGCUGGAAAUGAUACAUGUUCUUCGGGAGGUUAAGCCAUCUUUGACUAUUGUUGAAGCAAUGUGGUGUCUUUUACUAUCUGAUUUAAACCUCUUAAAUGCGUGCGCAGUGGAGCGAGAUUCUUCAGGUUGGAUUGGUGGAAUUUGUGGGCCUAAAGGUCCUGGAGUAAACUCUGAAAAUACGUUUUUUGAAUCUAAACCCAAGGUGUCGGACCCCAGCCAUUCAAAUACUAACAAACCACAUAACCCGAAACAAUCAAUCCAAAGUUCUCAACCCAGAAACCUUAUUGCGGGAGCUGUUUCUCGGUUACCAAACUCCAAAACUUCCCGGCCUAGUGAAGUGGCUAACCUUAAGAAAGGAAGUUCGUCUUGUCAUCAAGAUGCAAAGGUAAAGUUUUCAGGCAUCACUAGGGAGCAUAUUCAGACUUCAUCCCAAGCAACAGUUUUGGAUGAAAAAUCAGGGGGUGGUCGAAAAGGACCGUCAGGUAAUUCCAAGAGAGACAUGCUUCGACAGAAAGCAUUUCACUUUGAGAAAAGUUACAAGGGUCGUGUGUCUAAGGGAGCUUUCAAAGCAAAGGUUGCUGCCUGGGGCAAUAUGGUAUUGGACAAGACUUUGAAAUCACAAUCUGAUUCUUCUGGUGUUGUAAUGAAGAGUCAUCACCCUUCAAGCAAUUCAGUUUUAAGUGUACCUUCAAGCAUCUCGCCUGUUAAAGAUACAAGGAUCACGCCUAAUAAAGAUACUGAUGCAUUACCUGCAAAGGACUCUAAAUCUCCUGCAUCGUCAGUCCCUGAAUCCACAUUUCCUUCUGACGCUGAAGUUGACGUUUCUGGUCCUUCCAGGGCUACUACUGAUUACUAUGCAGCAAUCCCAUACGAUGAAUCACUCCAGAGUCAUGUCCCUCAAGAUGACAAAGAUGAAACCUUACUGAUACUAGUGCCCCAUAAGCAAGUACUUGAGAAGGAGCUCCGAGGCUGGACAGAUUGGGCAAAUGAGAAGGUUAUGCAGGCUGCUCGGAGGCUGGGGAAGGAUCAGGUCGAGUUGAAAACUUUGAGGAAGGACAAAGAAGAGAUGGAAAAAUUUAAGAAGGAGAAGCAAUCUUUGGAGGAGAAUACCAUGAAGAGGCUUUCAGAAAUGGAGUAUGCAUUGUCUAAUGCCACUGGCCAGAUUGAGGUGGCUCACUCCACUGUUCGCAGGCUUGAAGAGGAGAAUACUGCAUUGAGGAAAGAAAUGGAGGCUGCAAAACUGCAGGCUCUAGGAUCUGCCACUAAUUUGCAGGAAGCUAUGUUGAGAGAGCAAGAGGCUCUGAAGAAGUCCCAAUCCUGGGACGUGCAGAAGGGAUUGUUUCUCGAGCAACUGACGAACCUAAAACGCCACGCUGCUGAGCUGCAGAAUCAACUAGAAAAGACUAAAGAACGAAAGGACCAGUUCAAGAUCCUUUGGAGGCAAGAAGAAAAAGAGAAAGGCAGAGCUGUAUCUCGAAUUGAUUUCUUUAAGAGUAAAAGAGAAGAUGAGGAUGCCUUAGCAAAGGCAGAGGAGGAUGACUUGAAACAAGUGGCAGAGCUUGAUGUCCAAAAGUGUAAAGACGACAUCAAGAAGCUCGAGAAUAUAAUCUCUGAAUUGAGAUUUGAGUCUGAAGCUUCAAAAAUAGCCGUAAUGAAAAGAGGCAUUGAUCUGGGUUAUGGCUCUACUUUUCAUGGAGGUUCUUUGCACCCAAUGCAACAUCCUGCAUGA